Messenger RNA from Bathycoccus prasinos, 771 nucleotides. RefSeq lists its product with no specific name. Bases 1 to 771 code for a protein of 256 amino acids. The record is from RefSeq and is a predicted model, not a curated record. The transcript has a single exon. NCBI's taxonomy places the organism in Eukaryota, Viridiplantae, Chlorophyta, Mamiellophyceae, Mamiellales, Bathycoccaceae.
AUGUCCUCCACAACUGCAAUGAUGAUGCAAACGACGACGACGAAAGCUGUCGUCGUUUCUUCGGUGAACAAGUCCGCGAAAAGAGCGCAAUCCGUGCGAACGAAAGCGUUGGCGACGCCGUAUCGGUACCCGGAGCAAGGAUUUACGGAUGAAGUCGUGGAAGAAGUCAUCGCGGCGUUCCCGGAUAAAGGGAUCGCGUCGAACUUGGAAGGGAUGAUCUUGUUCGCGGCGGAUGGGUACGAUAUUUUGGACGUUCGAUCGGACGCGGAGAUUGAGUUUGUCGGGAACUUUCCGACCGCGAGAAAGAACAAGGAAGUUGGGGUGCGAUUUCAUUGCAUUCCGUUGAUUAACGCGGUGAGAAAGUACGACUCGGAAGUCGGGGCGAAGGUGUACGUGCAAUCGAAGAACGAAUCGUUCAAAGAGAAGAUCGAACAGACGUUUCCGGACAAGGAGGCAAAGAUUAUCAUCACGUGCUCUGACAGCAGAGACCGCGCGAUUCAAGCGUUGGAGUUGCUCGACGAGUGGGGAUACGUGAACAUCGUCGGUCUCAAAGGCGGCUACAACAUGUGGAACCGUCAAUGGGAUCAAAACAUGAGAAGACGCAACUUGCCGGGUAACUUCAAGGAAGAGUUUUCUCACGGUGCGGAAGGUAUGGGGGUGCACGGCACCGGGGCGUCGUUCCAAAACCAAGAUGCGUUCCAAUAUGCAGACUGGAAAGACUCGACAAAGUGGAUGGAAUGGACGAGUGGUACGAUUCCGGCCGACGAAUAA